This is a messenger RNA of Cuscuta epithymum, 2318 nucleotides long. NCBI's taxonomy places the organism in Eukaryota, Viridiplantae, Streptophyta, Magnoliopsida, Solanales, Convolvulaceae. The record is from the annotation of a GenBank genome assembly.
UAAUCAGUUCCAAACACCCCUUUGUUCUUUGGCCUCAACGCCCCCGCCAAACCGCCAAGCCCCAUGCUUUCGAAGAAUUUCAUCCUCACCUCGAUUGAAAGGUAUUGGAAAAGAUGGCGUUGUUGUUCCUCCGAUUGCCUACCGUUACCGCGUCCGCUUUGCGCAUCGCCCAAUUCAAAGAUUAUGCUGAGCUACAUUGGCUCAGUUUCAUUAUGAAACAUGAAGCUGGCAUUCAUUCUUUUCAGGACUGCUCAAGGCAUCUGAGCAGUUCAUCCGGCACAAAGAAAGUGGAUUUUACAGAUCUCACUCAUCCGCACGCAUGGUACCCACAUGCACGAAGGAAAAGUCGAAAUGUUGUUUUACAUGUGGGUCCAACAAACAGUGGUAAAACACACUGUGCCCUCAAACAACUCCAGUCAAGUUCUUCUGGUAUUUACUGCGGGCCGUUGAGGCUGUUGGCAUGGGAGGUGGCAAAACGGUUGAACAAGGCAAACAUUCCUUGUGAUCUUAUAACUGGACAAGAAAGGGAGGAAGUGGAGGGUGCAAAACAUAAAUCUGUAACAGUAGAAAUGGCUGAUGUGUCUUCUGACUAUGGGUGUGCCGUUAUUGAUGAAAUUCAGAUGGUAGGGUGCAGUACAAGGGGUUUCUCAUUUACACGUGCUUUAUUAGGAAUAUCUGCAGAUGAGCUGCACUUGUGUGGAGACCCUGCCGCUGUUCCUUUAAUUGAGGAAAUUCUUAAAGUGACUGGCGAUAAUGUGAAGGUUAAAUACUAUGAGAGGCUCUCGCCCCUUGUACCGUUGAAGGUUCCUUUGGGCCCAUUUGCCAAUAUACGGACUGGAGACUGCAUUGUCACCUUUUCACGCACUAAAAUUUAUAGGUUUAAGAAACAAAUUGAAAGAGGAGGAAAGCAUCUUUGCUCUGUUGUUUACGGUUCAUUGCCUCCCGAGACUCGGACCAGACAGGCAACGAUGUUCAAUGACACGAACAGUGUGUUUGAUGUUCUGGUGGCAAGUGAUGCUAUUGGGAUGGGUCUCAAUCUUAACAUAUCUAGAAUAAUCUUUUCUACGUUAAAGAAAUUUGAUGGCGUAGACAUACGUGAUCUGUCAGUAUCUGAGAUAAAACAAAUAGCAGGAAGAGCAGGUAGGUAUGGAUCUGAAUUUCCAAUUGGUGAAGUGACUUGUCUAGAUGCUGAUGAUCUACCCUUGCUUCAUUCAUCACUCGAUUCCCCAUCUCCUAUCAUUGAGAAAGCUGGUCUAUUCCCAAACUUUGACCUUCUAUAUAUGUAUUCUCGUCUACACCCAAAGUAUGGCCUAUACAAUAUACUGGAGCACUUUGUAGAUAAUGCAAAGCUAUCGGCAAACUAUUUUAUAUCUGAUUGUGAUGUAUUGUUGAGAGUUGCUUCUAUUAUAGAUGAGUUGCCACUUAGUUUGCACGAUAAAUAUCUCUUUUGUAUAAGCCCAGUGGACGUCAAUGAUGAUAUAUCAUCCCAGGGCCUUACCCAAUUUGCAACAAAUUAUGCAAAGAAGGGCAUUGUUAGACUCCGGGAAAUAUUUACUCCUGGGACGCUUCAGGUGCCUAAGACACAGGGUGCACUUAAAGAGCUGGAAUCAAUUCACAAGGUUUUGGAUCUCUAUGUUUGGUUAAGUUUUCGGCUGGAAGAGAGCUUUCCAGACCGUGAGCUGGCUGCAUCACAGAAGGCUAUAUGCAGCUUGUUGAUUGAGGAUUUCUUGGAAGGGCUGGGGUGGCAGAAACCAGGGUCAUGAAAUCUGCCUCCAGAAACCAAGGUCGACAUAUUCCCUGCGUGCUGAUAAAGGAUUCUCUUUCCUUUUCUGCCGAUCCAAAAUCAGAGUGUCAAGGCAAAUUGGAACCUUUUUAUGGGAGGACAGGAGUAAGAACUUGGCCUUUUGGAUUCACAGUUUGCCUGACCAAGCCAAUUUUGUAGAUUCACAGUUCUUUUAUAGAUUUUGGAUGAAUUCCAGGGGACUAUCAUUCCUAUCUGUCCGAUUUCCUCAUGUCUAAAAAAAGAUCAAAUUGUAAAUUAAAUUUUUGUAUGUACAAAGCUGAAAUGUGAAUUAGACGGCCGUUGUAUAAUUAGACUUUGGGGCCAUUGGUGAUGUACUUUAGUAUGCGACGCUUAAUCAUAAACAUCAUAAUUACAAGGGAUAAGGGUCAGUUUGGUCCUCGAAGUUGCAAAAAAGGGUCAAAUAAGUCCUUAUAUAGAAAAUUCUGUCCGGACGUGCCAUUUGAGGUGGCUCCCGAUGGUAUUUUUUUAUUAAAUUUUUUGAGCAUCUUAUUCAUUAAGUCUAGUUUACUCAUAC